Messenger RNA from Lytechinus variegatus (green sea urchin), 1519 nucleotides. RefSeq names its product extracellular superoxide dismutase [Cu-Zn]-like. The coding region runs from base 240 to 1226 and encodes 328 amino acids. NCBI's taxonomy places the organism in Eukaryota, Metazoa, Echinodermata, Echinoidea, Temnopleuroida, Toxopneustidae. Gene Ontology annotation, molecular function: copper ion binding; superoxide dismutase activity. The transcript has 6 exons. The record is from RefSeq and is a predicted model, not a curated record. Gene Ontology annotation, biological process: removal of superoxide radicals.
UCAGUAAGACACAAAAUUUACCAUGCUUUUAACUCAAAACCUUCUACAAGACCCAUUUCUCCAGCAUUUGGGGAUAGUCAUUUUCUCAGCUUACCCACGAUCCCAAUUCAUCUUGUCCGAAGGCAAUAUAACUCAAACGCUACAUUACUCCGCUGACAGUCAGGAAAAUUACUUAUUCAUCAUUACAUAAUUUAACUUUGGAAUAAUAAUCAUCGUUUUUAGCCUUGUUAUUUUAUUGUAUGAAUCGCAAGGAUCGUGUCAAGAUGUUUACAUGUAAAUAUUGUAAACGCUCAACAUGGGUAAUGAUCUUCUUGGUGAUUUUUCUGUCGGUAAUUAUUGUCUCGUCACAAGCCAUGACGAUUUCUCGCGACGAACUGUCCCAACUCUUUGACGGGUUUCUCGACAAAAUCGAACAACGGAGCGACGAAAACUCCGCCGAAGUCAAAGAGAACCCUCGUCAGAUCCCGCAGAUCGUCGACGACGCCGAAGAAAACCGCUCCAAACUCUCCCAAAGACUCGCAUCCAUCCUACACGAACUGAACGAAGAAGAAUCGGAUAGUGAUACGAUGACAAGGCCGUCGACGUCGGAGAGUCAGGAGCAGGACCAAAAUGCCGAUGCCGUCCUGAUGGAACUCCUGAACGAGGGUCGAAACAUGGCUCAUCACCAAAACAAAACCACGGAGAACGAGGAUUCUCAUGAUGAUAAUGUUGAAGCUGAAGACGCAAAUGAAAAUGAAAAUGCGUCGGGUAUGUACGACUUUGCUACAUGUGAGCUGAGACUCAACGAAAGACUCGAACCCAUGACCUUGGUAAAAUACCACGGGCUCAGAGGUACAGUCAACUUUCGACAAAACAGAUCUAAUGGGUCACUUGAGGUACUGAUUCGUCUUUUCGGUCUUAUUCCAAGCAACAUGAAUAGCCAAGGUCAUGGCGUUUACAUCCGGGAGUUUGGUGAUCUUCGAGAUGGCUGCCAUCGGCUUGGACCAAUCUUAAAUUCCGAUAGCGAGGAUGACUCGAACAGGUCGUCUGGUAUGUUAGCCGUCGUAUCACCCGAUGGGAGUGGCUAUGCUCAAUAUAGAUCUACAGAGGUUGCACACUUUGACUUGGCAGGAAGUAAUAGUCUGUACGGAAGGUCGAUUGUGAUUGAGGAGAAUCAGAACACAUUCAGUGCUCCAUUGGGCUGUUGCGUCAUCGGAGUAACACGUGAUGUCGGAGAUUGGAUGUGAUUGGACAGGUCGAAAUGGUCAUGUGACCCAUCUCUUUUGAACACAAAUCAAACCCAUGAACUUGUGCAAUAUUCUGUGAAAUCCCCAAAUCGGAUACCAUGGAUGGGGGGUUAAUUAUUAGACCCUGGCGUGUGUUGAUAUUCAUUAUAUCUUCAAAAGAAGAACUUGCGAGUCAUUCAUGGAGCGACUAAUCAAUGGUUUUGUGUUGUUAAUUUGUUCUGGCAUCCGAUUGGCUGAAAGUUACAUGUCAGGAGGAAUUUUGACGACAUUAAACGUUCAACUCUGUCCAGGAG